Molecule: messenger RNA, 5232 nt
Organism: Syngnathus acus (greater pipefish)
Lineage: Eukaryota; Metazoa; Chordata; Actinopteri; Syngnathiformes; Syngnathidae
Gene: ppfia4
Product: PTPRF interacting protein alpha 4
Exons: 31
Coding region: 353-3949 (1198 amino acids)
Biological process (GO): synapse organization
Cellular component (GO): presynaptic active zone
Molecular function (GO): protein binding
Source: RefSeq, a predicted model, not a curated record
GCAGAGAAGGCGGAUGCAGAUACAGUAAGACUCGAUCACUCUCUGUCACACACACGCACACACAUUGACUGGCUCCAAGAGCACAUCAGACGUUCUGUCACGGUUCUAUUCUGGUAUUUUGGAAUUGUUCCGAUGAUCGCCGCCGUGCUCGCAGACACCGCCCCUCCGAGCGGCGGCGCGCCUGACCUGUCAAUCACGUCACGCCGGGUUUGGUACAUGUGAGCGAGGGAGUGCAUGGCGCGCCGGUAAGGGCGGAUCUGCACACGGGGAGAAACGACGGUAGAUGUGUUAACGAGGAUGGAAGGUCGCCAGUUAUCGCGUCAUUUGGCUCACACUGAAUAGCGCAGCAGAGAUGAUGUGCGAAGUGAUGCCGACCAUCAACGAGGGGGACUCGGCCGGUCCCCCGAGAGGACCCGGCAACGUGCCGAAUGGUUCCGAGCAAGAGGCCAACUUCGAGCAGCUGAUGGUCAACAUGUUGGACGAGAGAGACAAGCUACUAGAGUCCCUCAGGGAGACCCAGGAGACCCUCAUCCAGUCGCAGACCAAACUGCAGGCGGCGCUGCACGAGAGGGACGUGCUGCAGCGUCAGAUCAAUGCAGCCUUGCCUCAGGAGUUUGCCACACUUACCAAGGAGCUGAACAUUUGUCGAGAGCAGCUGCUGGAGAAAGAAGAGGAAAUAUCGGAGCUGAAAGCCGAAAGGAACAACACCAGGCUGCUUCUGGAGCACCUUGAGUGUUUGGUGUCUCGCCACGAGCGUAGUCUCAGGAUGACGGUUGUGAAGAGGCAGCCCCCCCCACCAUCUGGAGUCUCCAGUGAGGUCGAGGUCCUCAAAGCCCUCAAGUCGUUGUUUGAGCAUCACAAAGCUCUGGAUGAAAAGGUGCGUGAGAGGCUUCGCGUGGCUCUGGAGCGGGUGUCCACCCUGGAGGGACAGCUGUCAGCUACCACACAAGAGUUGAGCAUGGUGAGACAAAGGAAGGAUGGUGACUCGGUGGAAGGGACAGAUGGAUCCAAACCUCCAUGGAAGAGACUCCCCAACGGCUCCAUAGAUGUUCACGAAGAUGGCAACCGGGUAUCUGAGCUUCAAGAGCUCCUGGACAGAACCAGUAAGGAACUGGCACAGACCCGCGAGCACUCCGCCUCCCUUAACGGUCGCGUGGCCGAGCUGGAGGCCGAGCUGGCGAGCGCGCGGCGGGAGCUGAGUCGCAGUGAGGAGCUGUCAAUCAAACAGCAGAGGGAACAGAGAGAGAGAGAAGACAUGGAGGAAAGAAUAACAACGUUGGAAAAACGUUACCUUGCCGCCCAGCGAGAAACCACACACAUCCACGAUCUCAAUGACAAGCUGGAGAACGAGCUGGCCACCAAGGACUCCCUGCACAGACAGAGUGAAGAGAAAGUGCGCCAGCUGCAGGAGAUGCUGGAAAUGGCUGAGCAGAGGUUGGCUCAAACUAUGAGGAAGGCUGAGACGUUGCCAGAGGUGGAGGCUGAGCUGGCACAGCGAGUAGCAGCACUGUCCAAGGCUGAGGAGCGUCAUGGCAACGUGGAAGAGCGGCUCAGACAGCUGGAAUCACAACUGGAGGAGAAGAACCAAGAACUAGGAAGGGCUCGUCAACGGGAGAAGAUGAAUGAAGAACACAACAAACGUUUAUCCGACACCGUUGACCGUCUUCUCACCGAGUCCAACGAACGACUGCAGCUCCAUUUGAAAGAACGCAUGGCUGCACUGGAGGACAAGAACUCUCUUAUUCAAGAUCUCGAGAAUUGUCAGAAACAGUUGGAGGAAUUCCAUCACACACGGGAACGUCUGAUUGGCGAGAUUGAGAAACUGAGAAACGAGAUUGACCAUUUGAAACGUCGCAGUGGGGCAUUCGGAGACGGAUGUUCAAGUCACCCUCGGUCUCAUUUGGGCAGUGCAAGCGACCUUCGCUUCUCUGUGGUGGAAGGCCAAGAUGGCCACUACAGCACGACUGUGAUCAGGCGGGCCCAAAAGGGCAGACUCUCAGCGCUACGAGAUGACCCAAACAAGGUUUGUGGCAUGUUCGAACAGGACUACCCUUCGCUGCGAGGGAGCGUCAGCCACCUCCUCGGCAGCGACAUGGAAGCCGAGUCCGACCUGGACGACGACGUGAGCUCGGCCAUGCUCUCCCCAAGCGGUCAAUCGGACGCUCAGACCCUCGCUCUGAUGCUGCAGGAGCAGCUUGACGCCAUCAACGAAGAGAUAAGGAUGAUCCAAGUGGAGAGAGAGUCGACUGACCUGCGCUCGGACGAGAUCGAGUCCCGCAUGAACAGCGGCAGCAUGGACGGACUCAACGUGACGCUUCGGCCACGGGCGCUGCCCACGUCGGCCACGGCCCAGUCCUUGGCGUCGUCCUCCUCGCCGCCGACCAGCGGCCACUCAACGCCUAAACAUAACGCACGCAACACCAGUCACCAUCUAGGCAUCAUGACUCUGCCAAGCGACUUGAGGAAACACCGGAGAAAAGUUGCAUCCCCGGUGGAGGUGGACAAGGCGACAAUCAAGUGUGAAACCUCGCCUCCUUCCUCGCCACGCAGUUUACGUCUAGAAACCAAUUUCGCCCAAUUCACCGGCAGUCUGGAAGAUGGACGAGGAAAGCAGAAGAAAGGUAUAAAGUCAUCGAUUGGCCGAUUGUUUGGGAAGAAGGAGAAGGGGGGUCGAAUGGAGCAGACCAGGGAUUUUGCCAGGGAUGGACAACCUCUACCAGCGUUAACAGACUUUGACAUGACUGUUGGAGACACGAUGACGCUGGGAAAACUGGGCACCCAAGCGGAGCGGGAUCGCAGGAUGAAGAAAAAACAUGAGCUCCUGGAAGACGCCAGGAAAAGAGGCUUACCGUUUGCGCAGUGGGACGGCCCGACGGUUGUUUCCUGGCUAGAGCUGUGGGUGGGCAUGCCAGCUUGGUAUGUGGCAGCAUGUCGCGCUAACGUGAAGAGUGGAGCCAUCAUGUCCGCCCUGUCAGACACAGAGAUCCAGAGGGAGAUCGGCAUCAGCAACCCGCUGCAUCGGCUCAAACUGCGCUUGGCCAUCCAGGAGAUGGUCUCCCUAACUAGCCCUUCUGCACCUCUCACCUCCAGAACGUCCUCCGGAAAUGUGUGGGUGACUCAUGAAGAGAUGGAGAACCUGGCUUCAUCCACCAAAGCGGCGAAUGAGGAGGGCAGCUGGGCGCAGACGCUGGCAUAUGGAGACAUGAAUCACGAGUGGAUUGGGAACGAGUGGUUGCCAAGCCUUGGCUUGCCUCAGUAUCGCUCCUAUUUCAUGGAAUGUCUGGUGGACGCUCGCAUGCUGGACCACCUGACCAAAAAAGACCUGAGGAGUCAUCUCAAGAUGGUGGACAGCUUCCACAGGGCGAGUCUGCAGUAUGGGAUCAUGUGCUUGAAGAGACUCAAUUAUGACAGGAAAGAUUUGGAGCGCCGGAGAGAGGACAGCCAACAUGAAAUGAAAGAUGUGUUGGUGUGGACCAACGAGCAAGUGAUCCAUUGGGUCCAGUCCAUCGGUUUGAGGGAGUACUGCGGCAACCUGUUGGAGAGCGGCGUUCACGGAGCGCUCGUCUCUCUGGACGAGACCUUCGACUACAGCAGCCUGGCCCUCAUCCUCCAAAUUCCCAUGCAGAACACACAGGCACGGCAGGUUCUGGACAGGGAGUUCAACAACCUGCUAGCCUUGGGGACUGACCGACGACUCGAGGAGAGCGGAGACGACAAGUCGUUUCGCCGCUCUCCAUCGUGGCGGAAGAGGUUUCGGGCCCGAGAGGGAGGGGCGGGGCUGGGGAUGAUGGCGGGCUCCAUGGAAACGCUGCCCGCUGGCUUCCGCAUGCCUUCCAUGUCCAUGCCGCCCUCAAUGAACCUCAUGCCCAAAAAGCAACUCCAGCCUGAAGCUCCGCCCCCGGCGUCCCCGAGGCUUGACCCCUCAACAGUGCGGACCUACUCAUGCUAACUCACUUUGGCUUACUAACUGGAGCCCUGAUGCUAACAGUGCAUUGUCAUUACCUGUACGGACACAUGCUUGCGGCCUUUUGAGAGUCAAAUGCCAAAUUUGAAGAGAGUGCUACCUGGGGUGCCAGUGAGGUAGGGGGCUUCCGGCCCCACCUCGCACCUUUCCGUCGGACACGUGCAAUACCGAGGCCAGGUCUGACCCUUGAACUCUUGAGAGCGGCCGUUGGCGUCGCUCUCGCUGCUGUUAAGGAGACUCGCCUCUGGACUUUCCCGGUUGAACCCAGUGCUCCCAGUAGCCUUGUCAUUGUGGAUGUUGUGCCCCCCCCCAAAUCUCAGCUGUGAGCCGUCGUCCUCCCGUUCCCGAAGUCUCAACAUGGCCGACUCACCGCUACACGUUACCCUUCUAUCGGUUAUGCAAGGUAUUACUCAAUGAUCGUAUCUGGACUGUAUAUAAAAUGGAUGACUAAAUUUUCUAUAAAGUAUAUAAAUAUAUAUAUUGGAAAUAUAUAUGGAAAAGUGAUAUAAUGGCUGUAUGAAACCUAUCGCCCUGUAUUCAAUAGUGACUGUUCUCUCACUUUUUCUUUGUCUUAGUGUCGGACCUUGUGUGUCUUUUGCUGGUUGAUGUAAGUGUGUGAAUUAUCAGUGGGCGGAGCUUACAAGGCCUCACAGGUUCAUGGGUCCAAUUUCAGAAUUUCCCUUGCUUCCCUCCUCUUUUGACAACAUGCCUCCUUUCCUGUAUGACGCUGUGUCACCUAGAGUAGAGAGUAUGAUGUUAUAUGAAGAGCGUGCGUGUGUGUGCGUGCGUGCGUGCGUGCGUGUGUGUGUUUGAAUGAUACGAUCAUCUGAUCCGUGCUAUGUGGCUGUUGGGUGUAAACACUGUAGCUCCUCUCUGCUGCUGCUCUGCAUCAUUUCAGUGAUAUCACGUGCUGAUGUGAAAUUGCGCCGACCGAUUGGCAAUUCAUGUCCAAUCGCUUCCUGUUUAGUUGCCAUAGAGACGUGCCAGUCAGUACUUUCGGCUGCCCUCAUUCAGUAAGAACACAACAUAUGAACCAAGUGAAGUGCAGAAUGGGUGUAAGAUUUUUUCUUUAUUUAUUUUUUUUAUUUCUAUUUUUUCCGAGGUGUCUAAAAGGUGUAAUGUGCUAUGUGGCAGCUAUGAGUACUGUGUCUUUAUUCCAGGAGUGAAAUAUUGCUGACAUAUCAAGAUUUUAUUAUUUGGCUAUUCAAAAAAAAGUACUGUAUCUAUGACAAUAUAUAGACAUGAGUAAAGCUGUUUUUUAAAGAGUA